AAGAUCCAAAGAAAGCAAAGACCCGUCCAUAAAAACCUAACCCGGUACAUAUUUCAUUAAGGCUGCUCGGUCACUAGCAAAGGAAACUAAAAACCCUAAACCCUGAGCAAGCACGGUACACAAGCACUCUCAAUCUCUCUUGCAAUGGCGAAGACAGCGAAACGAAGCGGAAGUGACACAAAGAAUAAGAAAAAGAAGAGCAAAAAAUCAGGUCCAAACACAGUAUCAAUGAAGCUGAAAACUUCCACAAGCACCGCUCCGAAACACAAUCCUUUCGAGACCAUAUGGUCCCGCCGCAAAUUCGAUAUUCUUGGCAAGAAAAAAGGAAAAGGCGAAGAGCGUCGUAUUGGCCUUGCCCGCUCUCUCGCCAUCGACAAGAGAAAGAAGACGUUGCUAAAAGAAUAUGAGCAAAGUGGAAAGUCAUCAGUGUUUGUUGAUAAGCGAAUUGGAGAGAAGAAUGAUGAGUUAGAGGAAUUUGAUAAGGCUAUUAUGCGGUCCCAGCGUGAGCGUCAGAUGAAAUUAAGCAAGAAGAGUAAGUAUAAUUUAUCAGAUGGUGAAGAAGAAGAUUUUGAAAUUCCAAAUCUUGGUCCUCUAUCUGAGAGAGAUGAUUUUGAUGAAGGAAUGCUAUCCGAUGAUGAUAAUGAUGCUCCAUAUGGAACAACUACCUUAAAGCAACUAGAUGCCCAUGAUACACCAAAUCUAAGGGAACAGGGUGCAUUGGAAGGAGAGGAAAAGAAGCACAAAACUAAGAAGGAAGUAAUGGAGGAGGUUAUUUUGAAGAGCAAGUUUUUCAAGGCUCAAAAAGCAAAAGACAAGGAAGAGAAUGAACAGUUAAUGGAAGAUUUGGAUAAAAGUUUCACAUCUUUAGUGCAGUCUCGCGUCUUGUUAUCUUUGACUGAACCAGGCAAGAUGAAUGCUUUGAAAGCUCUUGUAAAUAAGGACAUUCCUGAUGGUUUGUUAAGUACCCAAAAACCAGAAGCUAUUGGGCAGGAUCAACCUGAUUCUUAUGAUAAACUUGUCAAAGGGAUGAUAUUGGAUAUGCGUGCUCACCCGUCAGACCGGACAAAGACACCAGAGGAAAUUGCCCAGGAGGAGAGAGAACAACUGGAGCGAUUGGAGGAAGAACGUCGGAAACGGAUGCUUGCGACUAAUAACUCUAGUGAUGAAGAGAAUGAUGACGUUGAGAAGCAAUCAAUGCAAAGUAUAAGGUCAGUAUCUGGGGAUGAUCUGGGCGAUUCAUUUUCUCUUCAGGAGGAGCCUAAGGCUAAAAAGGGCUGGGUUGAUGAGAUUCUUGAAAGAAGGGAUGUGGAGGACUCUGAGAACGAAGACCUGAAUCUAUCUGAAGAUUCAGAGCUCGCUGAAGAUGAUGGUGAUAGUGAAGGAUCUGAUGACAGCGACAAUGGUGAACAUAAUGACGAAAAUGAUAAGCCUCUGUCUUUGAAGGAUUGGGAACAAAGCGAUGAUGAUAAUCUUGGCACUGACUUGGAAGGGGAUGAAGAAAAGUAUGACAAUCUUGAUGAUGGCAAUGAAGAAAUAGAGCCAAGAGGGCAGAAAAAGUCCAAGAAAAAUGAUGAUGUUGAGACUAGGAAAGGAGAUGGAGUAUCUUUGGUUACAAAGAAAACAAAACAACAUUCAACUGAACCAGAUAUUCCAUUUUUAAUUGAAGCCCCAAAGAGCUUUGAAGAACUGUGCGCUCUAUUGGAUAAUUGUUCUAAUGCCAAUGUUAUGGUUGUAAUCAAUCGAAUUCGGGCAAGCAACGCGAUAAAACUUGCAGCAGAAAAUCGGAAGAAAAUGCAAGUAUUUUAUGGUGUAUUAUUGCAGUAUUUUGCUGUUUUAGCAAAUAAAAAGCCCUUGAACUUUGAGUUGUUAAAUUUGCUGGUCAAGCCACUGAUAGAGAUGAGCAUGGAGAUUCCAUACUUUUCUGCAAUAUGUGCUCGUCAGCGGAUCUUACGAACUCGAGCACAGUUUUGUGAAUCUAUUAAGAACCGAGAAAGUGGAUGUUGGCCUUCCAUGAAAACAUUGUCUCUCUUGAGGUUGUGGUCCAUGGUUUUUCCAUGCUCUGACUUUCGUCAUGUUGUCAUGACUCCGGCAAUAUUAUUGAUGUGUGAAUAUCUUAUGCGUUGCCCCAUCUUUUCGGGUCGUGAUAUUGCAGUCGGUUCUUUCUUAUGUUCCAUUCUUCUCUCUGUAACUAAACAAUCUAAGAAGUUCUGUCCUGAAGCCAUUGUAUUUCUCCAAACUCUGCUGAAGGCUGCUGUUGAACAAAAGCCAGCGUCUUACAGGGAAUCACAGAUUUAUCAUCUUGUGGAACUAAAAUCACUUGGGUCCUUGCUGUUUAUGCGCCAUUGUGUAAAUGAGAUUAAUCCUUUGAAUUUCUUCAUGAUAAUGGACAUGCCAGAAGACUCUUCCUUUUUCAGCUCUGAUAAUUUCAGGGCUAGUGUGCUGGUUACUGCGAUAGAAACAUUACGAGGAUAUGUUGACAUUUAUGAAGGGCUUCCUUCCUUUCCUGAGAUAUUUUUGCCAAUUUCAACUUUGUUACUUGAAGUGGCAAAACAGCAAAACUUGUCAGCAAUAUUGCAAGAUAAAUUUAAAGAUGUUGCUCAACUUAUUAAGAAGAAAGCUGAUGAACAUCAUAUGCUGCGGCGACCACUUCAAAUGCGGAAGCAGAAGCCAGUGCCCAUCAAACUACUUAAUCCAAAAUUUGAGGAGAACUUUGUUAAGGGUAGAGACUAUGAUCCAGACCGUGAACGGGUUGAAAGGAAAAAGCUAAAUAAACUUCUAAGGAGAGAAGCAAAAGGAGCAGCUCGUGAACUGCGCAAGGACAAUUAUUUCUUAACGGAAGUGAAGGAAAAAGAUAAAGCACUUGUGGAAGAAGAAAGAUCAGAUAAGUACGGAAAGGCAAGGGCCUUCCUCCAGGAACAGGAAAGUGCUUUUAAAUCUGGACAGCUAGGAAGAGGCAGGAAGAGAAGAAGAUGAGACUGGAUGAAGCCGAUUUCUAUGUUCAAACUAAUUUGCAUUUGUUGUUGCUCAUAUUCCUCAAGGUAAACACUCUCCACACAUAUCCUCUUUUUUUUGUUAAAGAAAAAAAGCGAAAAAAGUUGUGCCCUGAUAUAUAUAGACAUACAGUUGUUUAUUCCGAACAGCUGUAGAAAUUGGACUGCUGCUCUGCUAUGUACGCAUCCUUUUUGGUGCAAGGCGGCACUAGAGCCAUGUAAAAUUUUCCAUGUUCUAUAUUCAUUUGGUUUCUCAUUAAAACUCAUUGUUUGAUUGAGAUCAUAUUUGUUGCAUAGAUAAAGUAAACGGCAGUAAUUCAUGGCCAGUGGGUGGGCCAUUGUUGCUCUCUUUUUGCACCUAGGGGCAAAAAUGGACGUGGCAACUUUUUCACCUGAAUUUAAUAUUAAGCAAUCGCGCUUUGUAGCUUGAGAAUGCAAGCCCACCACUUUGGACCAGAUCAUCACAUCAAUGACUAAUCUCAGUCCCUGGUGACAGUGACAACACGAUAUAACCUCGCAGACAGGAAUUGAAGAACUGGAAAUAUAGUUUCCACAUUUCCAUUCGUAAUGGUUCAACUAGAUAAACUUCUUAUCUCAAAUUGCAAAUGCUCUCUUUUCUUUUGUUUUUUACUUGCUGUCGUAUUUUCUUCUUUGGAAGACAGAUCAUAUUCUGUACUGUACUUCUGAGGACUUAAAUUGAGGUGCAAUAGUCAGGCUUAUAUGAGGAGCAUCAUUUUAUUUUUA
Ricinus communis (castor bean) is the source of this 3734-nucleotide messenger RNA. Its product is annotated as nucleolar protein 14. The transcript is spliced from 14 exons. The coding region runs from base 145 to 2973 and encodes 942 amino acids. The record is from RefSeq and is a predicted model, not a curated record. Lineage: Eukaryota; Viridiplantae; Streptophyta; Magnoliopsida; Malpighiales; Euphorbiaceae. Gene Ontology annotation, biological process: maturation of SSU-rRNA. Gene Ontology annotation, cellular component: Noc4p-Nop14p complex; small-subunit processome; nucleolus.